GCCAACUCGAAUCUAGUCGUGCUCUCUCCAUCACACUCAUUCACCAUGGUCGUCGCUCCAGUGCUCGACAAGUCCGACCCCAAGAUCGACAAGAUCUACCCCUACCACCUCCCAUUCUCUGAUGACUGGAGCGAGAAGAAGGAGCUCUUCGGCAGCACCACCAUGAUGAUGGCUGGUGGUGGCAUGUUCAUGCGUAACCCCAUGAUUAUCUGGACCGCUGCAGUGCUCGGCGUGCAGAGCUACGUGACGCAGGAGCCCCUUCGUGCGCCAAAGGACGCCAACUCGCCUUUGGCGACCCUUGGCAUGGCUCUCUCGGGUGUUAUCGCAACGACGAUGCCGAAGAUUAUGCUUGCACCCGAGGCGCAGGCGCCGAAGGUGUAGGCUGGGGACGAGAGGGGAUAUGCAGCGCCUUGGGACUUGGAGAGGUCGACACGCUGACGCUGUGCUGCGCUAAGGAGAGGAGA
Molecule: messenger RNA, 464 nt
Organism: Cutaneotrichosporon oleaginosum
Lineage: Eukaryota; Fungi; Basidiomycota; Tremellomycetes; Trichosporonales; Trichosporonaceae
Source: RefSeq, a predicted model, not a curated record